CACUUGACAAGCGGUUGGACUUACCAAUGAACUAAAAUCUUAGUAGUAGGCGGCACCGAUGCAAUGAGAUCUCGGGACUGGUAGAGUAGCGGCUGUGCCGCCCAAUGGAUAAACGCAGUCCCGAGAUCAGGGGCGUGGCUAAAUUGGUCGUUAGGGGGCGUGGCGUUAGUUGCCCGGGAGGGGCCGGUAGCGGCGGGAGCAGCGCGGCACCGGCCCGGGGGUUCCGGCUGCAUUUCCAUGAGAGCAGCCGGCAAGAGCGGAAGAACUGGAACCGAACCGGUGGAAAAAUCACGUCGCCAUCGCCAGCCAACGAAGAUGAUUGUUCAGUCUCUUUUUGAGGAUUUCCAGUGAGGAGAGGAACCCACCUCCACCCUAGGCAGCCCAUUUCUCUUGGAGAUUACAAGAAGGAUUUGACAAGAGCAUGGAUUGACUGAGAUAAUUUGACUAUCUCAGCUCAAAGGCUUCCUAAAAACGACAGUCAAGAGUUUCUGCCAUCAAAGAACAAGUGAAAUCGCAGGCUCAGGCCACUGCUUGCCAAAGAUUACCAGAUAAGAUAAGAAGCAGAGGGAGCAGCUGCAGAGACCAUUCAUUCAAAGGCUCAAGAUGAAUGCAAUGCUAGAAACCUCCGAGCUCCCUGCUGUGUUUGAUGGGGUGAAGUUAGCUGCUGUGGCUGCAGUGCUCUAUGUGAUCGUCAGGUGUUUGAAUCUCAAGAGCCCAACAGCCCCACCCGACCUCUACUUCCAGGACUCUGGGCUAUCUCGAUUUCUACUGAAGUCUUGUCCCCUUCUGACCAAAGAAUAUAUUCCACCCUUGAUAUGGGGGAAGAGUGGACAUAUCCAGACUGCUUUGUAUGGGAAGAUGGGAAGAGUAAGGUCACCUCAUCCUUAUGGCCACCGAAAGUUCAUCACCAUGUCAGAUGGAGCUACUUCUACUUUUGAUCUCUUUGAACCUUUGGCUGAACAUUGUAUUGGAGAUGAUGUCACAAUGGUCAUUUGCCCUGGAAUCGCCAACCAUAGUGAGAAGCAGUAUAUCCGAACCUUUGUAGACUAUGCCCAGAAAAAUGGCUAUCGGUGUGCUGUGCUGAACCACUUGGGUGCACUACCCAAUAUUGAGCUGACAUCUCCUCGAAUGUUCACUUAUGGUUGUACCUGGGAAUUUGGAGCCAUGGUGAGCUACAUCAAGAAGACUUAUCCCCAGACCCAACUAGUUGUAGUGGGCUUUAGUCUGGGUGGAAACAUUGUGUGUAAAUACCUGGGUGAAACCCAGGCAAAUCAAGACAGAGUCCUUUGCUGUGUCAGUGUAUGUCAAGGAUACAGUGCAUUAAGGGCACAGGAAACCUUCAUGCAAUGGGAUCAGUGCCGAAGAUUUUACAACUUCCUCAUGGCUGACAACAUGAAGAAAAUCAUCCUCUCUCACAGACAAGUUCUGUUUGGAAACAAUGUUAAGAAACCUCAAAGCCUAGAGGAUACUGACUUGAGCAGAUUGUACACAGCAACGUCUCUUAUGCAAAUUGAUGACAAUGUGAUGAGAAAGUUCCAUGGCUAUAAUUCCCUGAAAGAAUAUUAUGAAGAAGAAAGCUGUAUGAGGUAUCUGCACAGGAUUUAUGUUCCUCUCAUGCUGGUGAAUGCUGCUGAUGACCCGUUGGUGCAUGAUAGUCUCUUAUCAAUCCCCAAAGCUCUUUCAGAGAAACGAGAGAAUGUCAUUUUUGUGCUGCCACUUCAUGGAGGUCACUUGGGCUUCUUUGAGGGUGCUGUUCUUUUCCCAGAACCCCUGACUUGGAUGGAUAAGCUGGUGGUGCAGUAUGCCAAUGCUAUUUGCCAAUGGGAGUGUAACAAAUCCCAGUGCUCAGACACAGAGCAAAUGGAUGCCGAUUUGGAGUGAUGCCCUUACAGACUCAGAAGCACUCCAGCGGUCCCUCCCUCUGGAACUACUCAUCUCCUUCAACCUGCUGCUUCAGGUUUUCAUCCUUCUCAAUAACCUGGGUAUGUCAGCAGGGAAGCUUCCCACCCAGAGCGCCUCUCGCCAAGGCAGAAGGCUCUUUCCCAGGAUCUUCAGGCUAUUUUUGUGCUUAGGUUACUGGUUUUCUUUAUUGCAUUAUUGGCCAUAAUGAUGAGUGGCGGGAUCCUUGAUCACCUGUCCAAUUUCAGCAUUUGAUUAAGCCAAUUGUCAUCUAAUUUCCCAAUUAAAAAUGUAUCUGAACAGCAUCUUUGAUUUGCCAAUCAAAAAAAUCUUCCCAAGAAUGUGGCAAGAUGUAUCCUAAAGUUUUGUUGACUAUACUUUGUGCCGUUAUUUCAGCCCUGAAAGAAGAGCCUGUGGUUCCAAGCCAAUAUUGGGGAGAGGGAACUUGGACUACUUAGCAUGGGAGUUUGGGGAAAUGUGAGCUCCAAAAGCAAGAAAAAAAAAUCAACUUCUAUAAUAAGCCAAGUUUCCAUAUUUACCACAUUUCCUAAAGGGUCUUUCACCCUGUUCAACAGAGCAUUUAGGUUAGAGCUAUCUUGUGUUUAGAAAUCUUUACUGAAGUUUAUAACCAGAAGUGUCUGAGUGUCAAGUGACUAUCAACUUCAGACAUUGUGAAGGCACAUCAUUUUGGGAUUGCCUUUUGUGCAUUUGCAGUAGAGUGUGUAUGGAUAGAAAACUAGGAAUCCUAGUUCUGCUACAAUGACCUUGGGCAAGUCAUUUAACCUCUAUAAGCCUCAGUUUCCUCAUCUGUAAAAUGAGAGAGUUGGACUAGUUGAUCUCUGGGGGUCCUGUCCAACUCUAAAAUUGUAUGAUGAUUUAUAUUUGGCCAGACUUUGAGAGAACAGAAUUCCAGAUGACUUUCUGUUCUUUGAAUUCUUGCCCAAAUCAAACAAGUAGCCUUGAUCUGAUCGUUUGCCUUUCUUUUAUUUCCUCAUUACUUAUAUAGAGGAUUUUCUUUGGCACUGAAUCAUGUGGUGGUGGUGAUUUUGUUGUUGUUUUGUUUUGUUUUUAACCCAGGUCUCCUUAACACUGGCUCAGCAAUUCAAAUGUAGAAUUUAAAUUUAGAGAAAGUUAAACAUGUCCAUUUAGAAAGUCUCUUUUGGAACCAAAUUUUUAUCAUAUCUUCUUUACUUAUAUACUGUUAUAUAGACUUUUCCAAAAUCUCAAGUCAAAAAAUAUUGGUUGGGAUUUGAGAUUUCAUCCUUUUCCCUGAUCUAUUGGCACUUGUGUAUUUAAAACCACCAGUGAUUUCUAUAAUAUAACGUCACUAAAACCAGCAGUUACUAUAUGGGCUUGUACGGCAUUCAUAUUGAUACUACUAGACAUCCUUUUCAGUCUUUUACCUUCUCUUAACUUCUUUGACUCCAGCAAUAAGUAGAGGCUAAAUUGAAAAGCUCAGCCGGGGAGAACUCGGGCACUUUGAAGGCAUCUUUUUACGUCCAUUGACAGAAUGAUAAGUGUAUUGCCCCAAGUGGCCAUGAUGAUAAUGACUUUCUACCCUGAAGAAAUUCUGUUAUGACAAUCAUUAGAUCACCACCCUAUUAGAAUGAACAACAGCCGGUAUUGAAAAAUAUUGGAACUGCUUUGGUCUCAGUUUUGUUUUCUGAUUAUUGCCCUGUUUGGUUUAUUGUAAUCUUUUCCAAACUCUAUUCUUUAUUGCCUUUCCUAUAACACUCUUUUAGCACCAAUUAGCACUUUAUUAUAUUAGCCUUGAUUUGGCAGUUAGCCACUUUGGUUGUGGUUAAAAAACCCAUCCCCUCCCAAUCCCCAACCCCCACCCCCACACACACACACAUACACACAUCUGAAAUCUAGACCAUUCAUAGACAGACUUCCUGGUAUUGCCAUUACUUCUCUAAACUUAGAUUAGUUAAACCAAGCAAUAAUUUUAUAACAGUUGAAUUACUAUAUCAAAAAUGGUAGACUCCUUUUAUUUGCCUUUGGCCACCUUUUCAGGCUUAUUCUAAUAAAUAACUGGCACAUAUUCAUAUGCUGCUCCAUUCAUUAGGAAAAAGGAUCUAAUCACCAUAACCCAUACCCAAAAGACAAAGGGAGGGGAAAGUUCAAUCCUAGUAGGAUCCCAUCUUUUUCCUGUGAGGACUGUUUCCGGUGACUGGUUAGCAUGACCAUUCUCUGUUUGCUUUUGUUGAGGAAGGGUCACAUCUGUCUUUCAGCCUUUGUGACUGCACAGCCAGAAUUUAGCAUGCAGCAUCCUGUAGACUAUGUCCCAGCUAAAAUCUUUUGUGCGAUGUGACCGACAAUGGCAUUUACACUCCAUUUUGACCCAAGUAGAAUCAAAUGAAACCCUUUAUAUAGGUUCCAGUCUCUUCAACACGGAAAUGAGGCUAUGGAUAUGGUUUAAUGUUUUAUGAGAAAAUUCUUGUUAUUGUUUGUUCCUGGGGUGAAUCUAGGUUGGCAUUGGAUUUAGAGAAAUGCCAGCUCUGCUGUAAGCCAUGGGUUCGGCAUAGCAUUUCAUAUGGAAAUUUUCCUUUCCUUCAGGCUCCUAUUUCACUCUUUCUGGGCCACCCAGCCAGUAACCAUUACCAAGAAGUGGGGCUUUUUUUUCCCUUUGCUUUCUAGUCUGCCACCCCAGUAAUCUAUCUGCACUUGAUUGGUGAGUCCACAUUUCAUGCAUCUAGGGAAAAAAACAUUUUUGGCCAUUUCCUAAACCUAUCUGUUUUAAGAUAUUCUUAAUAUAAAGUAGCAAGGGAAACCUGAGCUACUUUUCAAAUGCUACUCUACCUCACCCUUAACCAGAAAGAAUGCCUGUACCAAUAGGGGUUAGCAUAGCCUGGACUUCCAAAUUGUAUUGGAAGUGGUGUAUCUACUUUAAAAUCAGAUUCUGAGCACCUGCCAUUCAAACACAGGGGCAAUGGUCAUAUGUUAAACCAAAGUGUAAUGAAUGUUCAUAUUUCUUCCUGGGGUAUUCUUUCCACCUCAAAAAGCAGAAGUAAGACACAACUGAGUAACUCAUCCAGGCCAGCUUAGUACUUGGUAUAGUAUAGGUGAGAGCAAUUGCCACUUGGAAAGUAAUAUUAAGUCCCGUUGAUGUACUUUUGUUUAAGGAUACUUUUAACAGAUUUGGAUUAUGAGCAUUUUGUCUCUUCAGGAGGGAGACUCCAAUCACCAGGGCAAAAUAAAUGCAGAAGAGAUUUUUUUUAUUUGUUUUGAGUCCUUAAUAUAAUACCUUUGCUGCCAUCUUUCAUCUUUUAAUGUGUAGAGGUGUACUUCCAAUGUGGGAGCUCACCUUUAGAGAGAUUCUGCAUUCUUGAGUCUCCCUAGUAAGACUUGACUUAUUUACCAUGUCUAGUUGCUGGUCAUUGGUGGUCAGCACAGUUUCAUUCCUCUAACCUAGCUCUGUUUACAGAUCCUUCAGGCUGAAUCUGACCAAUCCUACCUUCUCUAGAUAGAUUCCUUGCACGGAUUACAUUUAUGUCAAAGUUCACCUUGAUAAGGUUUGGAGAAAGAACUAUUGUAUUUAAAAAAACAAUUACUAGUGAAGGCCAGUGGCACUGGCUAAAGUACUAUCUCCCUUCAGGAUCUUCUGUAGUGUGACCAUUAUUACCUUAAACCCUCUCUCAGUUCAAAAGUGUUUGUACUCUUGGUCCAUGUUUCAUUGGGACCAGUUGAAUUUCAUCAAUGAAACUCUUUCUAAGGUAGAAAAUUCCACAUGCUCAGCCAUUUUUUUUCCAAAACCAGCUCUAAAGUUCAAUGAUUGAGUUAUUAAAGCAAUUUGUAGUCUUCAACAUAACUAAACAUAACUUUUUGUAUAGCCAAGCUUCCCUGGCCAUGCAUCCAAGUUGCAGAUCUCUUUGUAAUGUGACUUAAGAUCUGUAAACUCCAGGGACACAAUGGAAAUUUUGUUCCUAUUUGUGCUUUAUAAGGAAGCAGAUGUAUGGGAUCUGAGCUGCUUUUCUUCUUCUAUACAGCACUGAUUCUGAUGUAGGUCUGAACUAGGAUUAUUGAAAUAUCAUGCUAGGUUAAAAGCUCUCACAGGCCUUCACCCUUCAAGGCCAUUUAGUACUAUUAAUUGCAGUAUCCUAUCAAAUAUAUUUGGUAAUGUCUUCCUUCACACACAGAGCCUCCAGGAAAUCCUCUGAUUUCUAUCACAAUAUUGUAAUGUCUUUCUGCCAUGAAAGAGUGGACCAGAACCAUCAUAAGGCAGAAAAUCUCAUUAUAACCAGUCUGGCUCCCAGGAUCCAAUCAAAACUCCUUAAGCAUUCAGACCUACAGAACUCUUUCUGCCUAGGCUACUGCCUAAACCACCUUGGAUCAGAUAAAUGAUUCUGAUAUCAAGAUUGGGUUUGCCCCAUUAGAGAUAUAAAGAUUGGACUGCCUCCAACCUUGGGAGAAUAAGCAGCUAAGGAAGUUUUCUUCUUCCUUAUCGCUAAAGCAAAAGAAAAUGAACUCUCUGUGCCUCUUUGGGAUGAGGAUCACUAUUGCCAAACCAUACCUGAGACAGAAGAGUACAAGCAGGGGCAGAGAGCUAGGAGACCUUCUAGUCUAAAAUGCUGCUGCUUCUGACCACUGUCACAACUUUCUUGUGACUCAGCAACACUGCAAGCAUUUCUCUUACAAGAGGGUCUGGCCAGAGGGUAGUACUUACUCCAAGAUGGGAAAGCCAAACCAGCCAACCCUUUUUUCAGGUACCAAUCAUCAAAGAGCUGCCUCUUCGAGGAUAUCAACCCUCUCUCUAAUAGCCCUCAAUUAUUUCCUAAUUUCCUAAUAUAAUAUUGAUUAAAGCUUUCAUAUAUUUUAAUGAGUGGACAUAUAGUUCCUAGCCAUUGGGUUAGGUCAGAUAUUCUAAUUUUCAUGAAGCCUCUAGAUCUUUGCUUCACUUUGAUGAAUAAUAAUGAAACCUUAAUAUUCACUUAGCUCAUGGAAAAUAAUUGUGUUGACAUUAGCCAAGAGAUCCACUAUUGCCAUAAAUUUAAGGACAGCCUUCAUUUGAGGGAUCUGCAGAAGCGCCUUCCAUCUUAAUAUCCAGCCUUCUUCUAGGCUUCCCAUGAUAUGGCAGCCAAUAGGCCAUGAAAGUCUAGCCACCCAACUGAGGCCUGAAGAAACCCACUCACUUUACAAGCUGUUCAUGGCCGUGAAUAAUUUUUCUUUAUUCCAAAAGUUGUUUUUUGAGGGGUUGUUUUUGGGGGGUGGAGAAUGGGGGAACAAACCCUUUUCAUUUUUCCUAAAGCACAAUUCAAAGUAAAAAUCUCUCUCCUUCCACACUGGUUCCAGAUGAUGGGAUAGUUCAUUCUGCCUCAGGAAGACCUACACUGUACCUGAGCUUUUUGACUUUUGCCACUACAGCGGCCUUAGCAAAGCUGGGGGUGAGGGGGAGGGGGGAGGGCACGGGAGGGGGAGUGAGUGUGCAUCUCUUUCUGUAUUUUGAUUGGACCCUCUUGUUCAACAUAGCGUCUUAUUUUUGACAUAUCUGCUUCCAGAUAGGUUUUUAAGUAACUGUCACUUCCACAUUCCUAUUAUGUUAUAGGAUUUCCCCCACCCCUAAAUUUAAAAUGUUGUCCUCAAAAAAAAAAUUAGUUUGUAUACUGAAAACCUUCCAGCUUCUGGAUCUUAAAGGGGGGAGGGGAAUUGAAUCCUUCAACUCUAAGGCAUUUAAGAUUUGCAACUAGCAAUGCAAUUUUUUCUAAACACGGCAAUGUUUACCUUUAUUAAGAAAAUUAUAUCAAUUUUAUGUCCUUGAUCUUUUUAUUUUCUCAUAUUACUUUUGAACCUAUUUUGAUUCUGUGUGGUGGUAAACAAAGAUCAUUGCAAACAAAAAUGAUAAUUUUGUUAUCUUUGAUUCAAUGGAAUUUCUUUACUUAAAAUAAAGGACAAAAUCAACCAA
This is a messenger RNA of Monodelphis domestica (gray short-tailed opossum), 7801 nucleotides long. The record is from RefSeq and is a predicted model, not a curated record. NCBI's taxonomy places the organism in Eukaryota, Metazoa, Chordata, Mammalia, Didelphimorphia, Didelphidae.